UUGAGGCCCAAGAGCCGUGGCGAAAUACGUUUGAGGAACACCAACCCGUUCGAGCAUCCCAUGAUCUUGUCCAACUACCUGACGGCCAAGGAGGACGUGGACACGUUGGUGAGGGGCAUCAAGUUUGUGAUGGCCAUGGCCGAGACCGAUUCUUUCCGCCAGCACGACAGCCGCCUGCACGACGUACCGUUCCCCAGUUGCCAGACCUUGCAGCGACAUUCGGACGACUACUGGGAAUGCAUGGUCCGGCAUUACACCGUGUCCACAUACCACCCAGUGGGUACAGCCAAGAUGGGUCCAGAGGGGGACAAGACCGCCGUGGUGGACCCAAAGCUCCGGGUGUACGGCGUUUACGGACUCCGUGUGGUGGACGCGUCCGUCAUGCCUACACUGGUCGCCGCCAACACCAACGCGCCGGUCAUAAUGAUCGCCGAGAAGGCCGCGGACAUGAUCAAGGAAACAUGGCGUGAUGAGAUACUGCAAAGUGUCAACAAACAUGAUAUCAUCACAACGCACGCGGAGAUAUUGAAGGAUAAAAAUAUAUUUUAAUUUUUUUUUAAAUCCAUAUAUUUUUAUAAUAAUUAUUUAAGAACAUUUCAGUCCACUUGAAAGUACAAACUUUUAUAUUUA
Messenger RNA from Myzus persicae (green peach aphid), 630 nucleotides. RefSeq names its product glucose dehydrogenase [FAD, quinone]-like. The transcript has a single exon. Bases 61 to 549 code for a protein of 162 amino acids. The record is from RefSeq and is a predicted model, not a curated record. Gene Ontology annotation, molecular function: flavin adenine dinucleotide binding; oxidoreductase activity, acting on CH-OH group of donors. Lineage: Eukaryota; Metazoa; Arthropoda; Insecta; Hemiptera; Aphididae.